This is a messenger RNA of Oryza sativa Japonica Group (Japanese rice), 2509 nucleotides long. The record is from RefSeq and is a predicted model, not a curated record. Lineage: Eukaryota; Viridiplantae; Streptophyta; Magnoliopsida; Poales; Poaceae.
CAAGAUUUUGCACUUUUGCUGGCAUAUGUGAAGACAUAACUCCCGAAUAUACUUGUUGGCUGUUUAUCUCCAAUGUAUCUACUAUCUAGCAAUAUGCAGGCUCAUUUUGCUGGGAGAAAAUCGCGAGCUAUAAAUAUGCAUGCAAUGCAGCGUUUUCUCUUGCAAGAGCUGCUUAGACAGGAGUAGUUGCUACGAGUACUUGCUAGGAAGAAACUGCAGUGUGCUCUGUUCCAAAGAGUAGUGAUGGCUUCUGCCUCUUCUCUUGGCCUAUUACUGAUGCUCGCGGCGCUGGUCUCCACGGCCACCGCGCAUUUGUCGCCGACGUUCUACGACACGUCGUGCCCCCGAGCCAUGUCCAUCAUCAAGAGCACCGUGACGGCCGCCGUGAACAACGAGCCACGCAUGGGCGCGUCUCUGCUCAGGCUGCACUUCCACGACUGCUUCGUCCAAGGCUGUGACGCCUCAAUUUUGCUGGCCGGAAACGAGAGGAAUGCAGCCCCAAACUUUUCUGUCAGAGGCUACGACGUCAUCGACAGCAUCAAGACGCAGAUCGAGGCCGUGUGCAAGCAGACCGUCUCCUGCGCCGACAUCCUCACCGUCGCCGCCCGCGACUCUGUCGUCGCGCUUGGAGGUCCGUCAUGGAGUGUUCCGCUAGGGAGAAGGGACUCCACCGGAGCCGCUACCGCGGCCCAGGUGAUUAGCAGCCUUGCUCCUUCUACAGAUAGCCUCGCACAGCUCAUCAGCGCGUACGCGAGCAAGGGACUUAGCGCCACUGACUUGGUUGCUCUCUCAGGUGCGCACACGAUUGGUAUGGCACGGUGCAGGGGCUUCAGGACGAGGCUAUACAACGAGACCAACAUCGACGCCGCCUUUGCGGCGGCGCUCAAGGCCAACUGCCCGGCGACGCCGGGCAGCGGCGACGGCAACCUGGCGCCGCUGGACACGACGACGCCCACCGCGUUCGACAACGCCUACUACCGCAACCUGCUGUCGAACAAGGGGCUCCUGCACUCCGACCAGGAGCUGUUCAGCAACGGCAGCACGGACAACACGGUCAGGAGCUUCGCGUCCAGCGCGGCGGCGUUCGGCGCCGCCUUCGCGACGGCCAUGGUGAAGAUGGGGAACAUCUCGCCGCUGACCGGGACACAGGGACAGAUCAGGCUCAUCUGCUCCGCCGUCAACUCGCACUCUCCUCGCAAGCCACAGCCAAGUGCAGAUAGCUCAUUGCUAGGCAGAGAUAAACGUAUAUAUCUUUGGUUAAUUGUUAGCUUAGCGAUGGCCAAAGCAACUUGCAUUUCCUUGCUUGUGGUCGUGGCUCUGGCCACCGCGGCGUCGGCGCAGCUGUCGGCGACGUUCUACGACACGUCGUGCCCCAGAGCCAUGUCCAUCAUCAAGAGCGCCGUGACCGCCGCCGUGAACAGCGAACCCCGCAUGGGCGCGUCGCUGCUCAGGCUGCACUUCCAUGACUGUUUUGUCCAAGGUUGUGACGCGUCUGUUCUGUUGUCGGGAAACGAGCAGGAUGCUCCUCCAAACAAGGAUUCUCUUAGAGGCUACGGCGUCAUCGACAGCAUCAAGGCGCAGAUAGAGGCCGUGUGCAAUCAGACCGUCUCAUGCGCCGACAUCCUUACCGUCGCCGCCCGUGACUCCGUCGUCGCUCUGGGAGGGCCAACGUGGACUGUCCCGCUGGGGAGAAGGGACUCUACAGGUGCAAGCGCGGCGCUCGCGAUCAGCGACCUCCCUCCUUUUACCGCUAGCCUCCAAGAACUCGUAGACGCAUUCGCCAAGAAGGGCCUUAGCGUAACCGACAUGGUUGCUCUCUCAGGCGCGCACACGAUCGGGCAGGCGCAGUGCUCAACCUUCAGGGGCAGGAUCUACAACGAGACCAACAUCGACUCGGCCUUCGCGACGCAACGCCAGGCCAACUGCCCACGGACAUCCGGCGACAUGAACCUGGCGCCGCUGGACACGACGACGGCGAACGCGUUCGACAACGCCUACUACACCAACCUGCUGUCGAACAAGGGCCUCCUGCACUCGGACCAGGUGCUCUUCAACAACGGCAGCACGGACAACACGGUGAGGAACUUCGCGUCCAACGCGGCGGAGUUCAGCAGCGCCUUCGCGACGGCCAUGGUGAACAUGGGGAACAUCGCGCCCAAGACGGGAACAAACGGCCAGAUCAGGCUCAGCUGCUCCAAGGUGAACUCGUAAGCGAGUACCCUGCAGACACUGCAGUAAGUAGUAACAACGUUUGUAGCAGUAUAUGCAGUUAUGCACGUAUAAGACGAUGGAGUGCGUGAAAAAAUAAGGACCCCCACAACCACUACGACUGAAUGAAUAGCAAUGUGUACGUGGAGAUGUGGUACAUGCAGAUUUGCCUUGCUCUGUUUCUUGUUCCAUCUGUAUGUGCAUGGAAUACAGAGGACAGAGGGGCAUAUGCAUGGCGUAUAUGUAACGAAAUUUCUGGUGCAAAGGCACGGAGGAUUAUACUAUACUCAUCUUCUAAAUA